AUGUGUGCCAUUCUGGACCUGGGGUUCAGCACAGGGGGUGGUGUGAGCCUUGAGCCGACGAUCUCGGAGGACUUCUGCCCUCUAGUGCUCAGGAGAGCUGACUCCCAGCACACUGCUGCUGCUACUGCUGCUGAUGCUGAUCCAGGUCUGAUGUCAGCAGACAUGAUGGGACCUCAGAUCAUCAACCACCAGCUCCAGAUGUUGGCGCAGCAGAAGCGUGCCCUCAUCCUUCAGCAGUCCUACUACAAGAGACAUCAGGAACACCUGAAGUCAAGUCUACUACAGCAGCAACAGUCAGACAAUACACACAAGAUAGAGAUGGAGAACGUAGCCCUGAUAAAACCAGCCCAGCCGCAAGACUAUCUACUAACGCUGCAGCAGAUUGGACUACUGUCUCAGACUAUACCACUUGGACUAGGUCUUCUUGAAAGCCAGAGGGUGUGGUUGGAGAAAAUCCAUGGAGACUCAAUGGCCCUGAACAAGACUUCACCCACCAAAGGCACAGACCCCACCAUCACCGCAAGUACCACUGACAGUCAGUGGGUUCUGGAUGCGGAUGUCCACUGUCUCUACGGUUACGGCACGUGCCGAUGGCCUGCCUGUGAGAUGGUGUGUGAAGACUUUGAGGACUUCCUCAAGCAUCUUACCAGUGACCAUGUGCUUGAUGACAGGAGUACGGCCCAGUGUCGAGUCCAGAAGCAGGUAGUGGAGCAGCUGGCUCUCCAGCUCUCUAAGGAGCAGCAACGGCUACAGGCCAUGAUGUCCCACCUGCAUCUGCAGCCGCCUGAGCCCCACGCCAUCCCCUCUACGAUUCAUCUAAAAGCAAACGGGAAGACGGCUGCGGCGCUCCUGCUAGACAGCCCGGACUCUGAAGCCCCGCGGCCCCUCAGCAACGCCUCCAUCCCCUGUCCCCCGUCACACUUGACCCCCCACACCCCGCCGUCACCACCAGCCCAAACUGGAGCUCUACAGAGGUCAAGCACGCGACCCACGCGACGUCACAGCAGAGGACAUGCUCCAGGCCGCCUCUAUAGGGAUCACCACACUGCUCUGUAUGCAGACCUGUGCCCUUCCGAUUAUGAGUUUUACAAGAAUGCAGACAUCCGUCCUCCAUUUACAUAUGCAGCACUCAUCAGACAGGCCAUAAUUGAAGCAUCUGGCAUGCGCCUCACCCUGAGGGAAAUCUACCACUGGUUCACACGCACAUUUGCCUUUUUCAGGCGCAAUGCGGCCACAUGGAAGAAUGCAGUGCGCCACAACCUGAGCCUGCACAAGUGUUUUGUGCGGGUGGAGAACGUGAAGGGUGCUGUGUGGACUGUGGAUGAGGACGAGUACCAUAAGCGCAGGUCACAAAAAAUAACAAGCUUUGGAGACAGAGCUGGACUAAAUGCAAAAGGACAGAGAACGUCACAGGAGUCCAGCCCUCUGGUAAUGGGGAGCUCUGCCAUGCUAGACAAGAGCAAGGGGUCACCUGGACCUGAGAACUCUACCCGGAAACGGUCUCGAGUGUCAGAUAACGUUGCCAGGCUGAGUAACCCAUCUCCUGGGUUGGUGUCAGAUAACGUUGCCAGGCUGAGUAACCCAUCUCCUGGGUUGGUGUCAGAUAACGUUGCCAGGCUGAGUAACCCAUCUCCUGGGUUGGACAACUCAUCAACACCACAGGCCAACAGCUCACCCGAGUUUAAAACUCCAAGUGUAAAAUCUCUGGAUGGUCUUAUCCCACCCACGUUGCAUAAGAAUGAGGAUGACUUGGGCUGUUUUUCCACCAACGGGCAGAUAGCUGCUGAACACGUCAAAAAGGAGAAUCCAACCAAGAUGCACCAUUGUAACUGUCUUCUUCGUGAAGAGGACGAGGAACUAUGCAAGUCCACAACCGCAGAAAAGACCAGCUGAGUCCAACUGUGUACUGUGUACCAUUCAGCACAUAGCUACCAGUCCAGUCAUGCCUUUGAUUUUGACCCUGCUUUGUAUUCUGGUGCAUUGUGGGUUCCCCUGCUCUGCUUGGACUGCAUGGGCUUAUUUUCCGAGGUCAACAAAAUGAAAGAGUUGGGAGAGUAAACAUCCUGCCAUGUGUUCUCCCUGCCUGCUGAGUGUUCAACACGGCAUACGCUUGAUAUGGAACUGAAACUGGUUCCAGCCUUCAGCACAUCCCAGGGUUCCUCCUGAAAGCAAGGCCAAAGUAACAUAAGACAUAAAAAGGAAAAGUUCACUUCAGCCAGGAUUUUUUUGCUCCUUCUUUUGAUUAUUUAGACAUUUCAAAAGCCAAUAGACCCUUCCUCAGAUGUCACAUUUAUUUGGGAUUGAAAUGUCUGAAAGGUGGCCAACCGGUGGGGCGGUCGCCUGCCAUGCGUCUGACAUGGGUUCGAUCCCCGGUCUGUGUCCUUUGCCGACCCCUCCCCGUCUCUCUCCCAGUUGGCUUCCUGUCCACCUCUCACACUGUCCUGUCAAAUAAAGUCGAGAAAAGACACACAAAAAUAUUUUUUAACAAAAAUUAAAAAGAAGAAAUGUCUGAAAGGUUAUUUUUCGGCUCGAAAACAAUCAGUUUGGAUAUGAUAUUGUACAGGAGACCAAUGCAAUAUUGUUAAGGGAUGUGGAUAGAGUGUGGGAGUAAUAUAAUGGACGUAUACUGCGGAGUCUUCCAAAGUAUUUUACUAAGUGAUGCCUCUCAUUCAACAACUCAUGAUGGUCAAAGGCUGAAAAGAAAGGUGCCCAGUUUAUCUCAAGUGUCUUGCUGAUAACAUUCGUUAUGGAAGCUGUGGUAUAGAUUUAUCUCGGUUUCUGUAUAUUGCAGCCCAUCAUCAGUGUAUUAAACUGUAAUCUUUUUGGUGAUUCUGACUACAUGUACUGACAUACUAUCAUGUUCUUGAUCUCUACAACCCUGAGCCAUGGUGCACCUAGCUCUAGACCACUAUGAAUAAAAGCAUCAAGCAAAACUGUGGAGUUUGAAAGG
This is a messenger RNA of Engraulis encrasicolus (European anchovy), 2950 nucleotides long. Its product is annotated as forkhead box protein P1-like. Bases 1 to 1893 code for a protein of 630 amino acids. Gene Ontology annotation, cellular component: nucleus. Gene Ontology annotation, molecular function: RNA polymerase II cis-regulatory region sequence-specific DNA binding; DNA-binding transcription repressor activity, RNA polymerase II-specific. The record is from RefSeq and is a predicted model, not a curated record. Gene Ontology annotation, biological process: regulation of transcription by RNA polymerase II. The transcript is spliced from 16 exons. NCBI's taxonomy places the organism in Eukaryota, Metazoa, Chordata, Actinopteri, Clupeiformes, Engraulidae.